Molecule: messenger RNA, 739 nt
Organism: Cloeon dipterum
Lineage: Eukaryota; Metazoa; Arthropoda; Insecta; Ephemeroptera; Baetidae
Product: protein TonB-like
Exons: 3
Coding region: 293-640 (115 amino acids)
Source: RefSeq, a predicted model, not a curated record
CGGGGAAUUAUGGAAAGUGCGACUCGGUGCGCGGCGUGGCUGGCACGAGUGUGUGUUUCCGAGCGCGUUGCCCGGCGACAAACACACUCACUCACUCGCCACUCCGAUCGCAUCGAAUACGGAACUGCAGCCGCGCCGCGACAAACUAAACAAGCUCGCUACUCGCAGACCAAAGCCAACAACUUCUCGUUUCGAGGUGGUGGGAGGGCCGCCGCGUUGCAAAAAGACUGUGCAUCUGCCGCCGUUGAGUCGACCGGCGCCCCCGGGGCCUCCGAGCGCCCCCGAGCGGCCCAUGCGGGACUCGUGUUGGUUGCUGAGCAAGCUGUUCGGGGGCGGGCAUCCCCCGACCCCGCCGUCGCCCCCGCCCCGCUCUGCCGAUCUCUCGCCCUACUCGCCGCUCCCGGCAAUCGCCCCCGCACACCCCCAGCCGCCUCCGCCGCCCCCGCUGGUGCGCGAGAAGACGUACGUGGUGACGAGUCCCGUGAUCGUGAAGGGGCCCCCGGCGGCCCCCAAGAAGCUGCAAAAGCGGCGCAAGCUGGACCCCAGCAAGGCGUGGGGCGGCCGUCCGCCCCCGCAACCCUCCUUCGCCGACGCCAAGGGCGGCGUCUUCUUCAUCGUCGGCGCCGAAUCGGACUCGUGAUUUUUAGUGACAGAUUUUGUAAGAAUAUUUUUGCAAUAAUUAAAUAAAUGAAUGAAUGGAAUUGUUUUCGUGUCGCUUUGUUGCGCAACGCCUGGCUAA